This is a messenger RNA of Thlaspi arvense, 873 nucleotides long. NCBI's taxonomy places the organism in Eukaryota, Viridiplantae, Streptophyta, Magnoliopsida, Brassicales, Brassicaceae. The record is from the annotation of a GenBank genome assembly.
AUGGCCGAUCAUCUGAGUCUAUGUACCGAUCGUCUCAUAACGGCUGAGAGCCUGAACUCACAAAAAGAUUCAGAGUCCUCAGAUUCUUCUUCUGGGGAAAGCUCGAGGCCUCAAGUCACAGACUUGGCUUCUUCGUCUGUGGAUGAAGCUGAGGAAGCGAGGGAGUACUAUGGUGUUGCGGAAGAGGAACCGUUUCUCCAAUCUGUUGAGUGCCGUAUUUGCCAGGAGGAAGAUACCACUAAGAACUUGGAAGCUCCCUGUGCUUGUAAUGGCAGUUUGAAGUAUGCUCAUCGCAAGUGUGUUCAGCGUUGGUGUAAUGAGAAAGGCGACAUAACCUGCGAAAUAUGCCACCAGCCUUAUCAACAUGGAUAUACAGCACCUCCUCCUCCUCCUCCUGAUGAAACUAUAAUUCACAUUGGUGACGAUUGGGAGAACGGAGUUCCCUUGGACUUGAGCGAUCCACGGAUUCUGGCAAUGGCUGCAGCAGAGCGCCGUUUCUUGGAAGCAGACUAUGACGAGUACUCCGAGUCUAACUCAAGCGGAGCCGCCUUCUGUCGCUCUGCUGCUCUCAUCCUAAUGGCACUUUUACUAUUACGAGACGCGCUAAACCUCACAACUAACUCAGAUGACGAGGACGAUCCUACUGCCUUCUUCUCUCUUUUCCUUCUUCGCGCCGCCGGUUUUCUCCUCCCUUGUUACAUCAUGGCAUGGGCCAUUGGUAUACUACAACGUCGCAGGCAAAGACAGGAAGCAGCGGCUCUAGCUGCCGCGGAAGUUGCCUUCAUGAUACACGGUGGUGGUGUGCCUCAACGCAGGGGACUUCACUUUGCCGUUGCACCGGAGCAGCCGAUAUCAAACCCAACAUUAGUCUGA